Anoplopoma fimbria (sablefish) is the source of this 2337-nucleotide messenger RNA. Its product is annotated as structure-specific endonuclease subunit slx1-like. The transcript is spliced from 5 exons. Gene Ontology annotation, biological process: double-strand break repair via homologous recombination. Bases 282 to 1073 code for a protein of 263 amino acids. Lineage: Eukaryota; Metazoa; Chordata; Actinopteri; Perciformes; Anoplopomatidae. Gene Ontology annotation, cellular component: Slx1-Slx4 complex. The record is from RefSeq and is a predicted model, not a curated record. Gene Ontology annotation, molecular function: crossover junction DNA endonuclease activity; 5'-flap endonuclease activity.
CAACUGUCAUUUCAUUUGUUGAAAGUCAGCGAUGGGUAACUAUGCGUUAAUGUGUUUGACGGACAUACAUUCCGGCAAUAGUACAAGCGAUGUUGCCGUGAAACUGGCAGUAUUAACUUAAUAGGCCAAUAUCUUUCUCUUUAGUAUUUGUGUUCAUGGUUUCCGUAGCUAAGAUGUACAUAAGUCAACUAACGUUAUGCUAACGUUACUUAUUCCAUGGAUGCUCUAUCUAACGUUAAAGCAGGAGCUGCAUAAUAAUACCCCGCUAAUCUCCUUCUGCAAUGGUUGUCGAGGUAGAAAGCUUCUUUGGUGUGUACAUGUUGUACUGCACCAAUCCCAAAUUCAAAGGCCGUAUUUACAUCGGCUUCACGGUGAACCCUGAGCGCAGGAUUGGACAACACAACGCCGGACGGCACAGAGGGGGAGCCAAGAGGACCAGUGGAAGAGGACCAUGGGAGAUGGUCCUCAUAAUACAUGGCUUUCCCUCGGAUAUUGCUGCCCUUCGUUUUGAGUGGGCGUGGCAGCACCCUCACUCCUCCAGGCGUCUCUCCCACAUCUCCCGGCGCUCCAGGAAAGAGUCCAGUCUGCAGUUUCACUGGCGCAUCGUCUCCAACAUGCUGCGGGCGGCGCCAUGGAACAGACUGCCGCUGACGGCCCGCUGGCUCAAACAGGAGUACAGGAUGGACUUUGAGCCCGGCCUGCAGCCACCGCUGCACAUCCCUAUAGCUUUUGGGAGUGUGAGAGCCAAGAAGAAGCUGCAGUUGGCAGGAGAGGAGGAGGAUGAGGAGGAGACAUCCAGAUGUUUUCUCUGUAAAGUGCUGGUCAAGGUGUCAGAGAAGCUGAGCUGUUUCCACCCGUCCUGUGGAAUGAGCAGUCAUGUGAUCUGCCUCGCCAAACAUUUCCUGAAGUCGGAGCCGUCCCACCUCCUGCCUGUGGAGGGUGAAUGUCCGGCCUGCCGUCGCUCUGUGCUGUGGGGGAGUCUCAUCCGUCAUAAACACCGCUGCUUCGGAGACCUGGAGGAGUUUGCACCGGCUGCGUCCCAGAGCCACUGGGCAGAUGAGCUGCAGAUAUGAGGGAACGGAACCUGCAAACCUUUAUUUCCUUGUUGAAUGACCUGCAAUGUCAUAGAGAAUCAUGUAGAUUAUGUGUAAUGGAUGUGCCUUUUCAAACUGAGCAGGAAUCUACAGUGACUUCAUAAAAGCUGUCCAGCAGGGACGUGCACAGAUCCAACCUCUCUUCCAUUUUAGUCAUUUUGUUCACGAAGUAUCAUGUAUGUUUAAAAUAUUCCAUUUCUGUGGGGAACACACUUUUGAUGUGUGUGUUACAAAUAAAGUGAGGUUUUUCUACAGAGUGCAUGAAGCCUCCUUUUCUGUCACUAAUACAGUGGUGAUAGUUGAAUGCACAGUUAUAUAAUUCUAAUAAACACAUGUCAUAGGUAGGAAGAGCUCAGGUGUGACUAAUGAAGGCUGCAUUCUUAUCAGCUGUUCAGGUCCGGGGUCCUGGUGUUGUUCAUGUUGGCUUAUUGUCAUUAGUGACAGGAUUACACACAUUUAACUCCAUCAUACAUCUAUAAUUAAUGGUAUUACUGUGUGCUUUUUCCUGCUAUGACAAGUCAUUAUAUUAUAAAGUCUUGAACAAAACAAAUAUUAGUUUUCAGGUAAAAACUUGGAUAAUCAGUUAACAUUCAGUAAUUCCUCAGGUAAUAACAGCAAACCAACUGGUUACAAAGUUAAUUAUAUAAAUAUGUUUUUUGUUAUAUAUUUUUUAAUAUUUUGACUAUUGGUCAGACACAAAGAAAUAACAAUAAAAGAGCUUUUGUAUGACAGGAAUUUGGUGAUCUUUAUUAUAUUUAUAUUUUUAAACAAAGCAAAAAAUAAAAGCUGAAUCAUUAAACUAAUCAUUGAUAGUAUUCCUGGCAGGGUGGUAAAUGGAGGACAGACCAUCGUAAUCAUUUAUGCAUACUAAGAAAUAUUACAACUUAAAGAUGCCAGUAAAAAGACAGAUCAUAUGAAGGGACAAUAAUAAAGUUUUCCCAAUGUACAUGGAAAUGUCCAAGAAUUAGGGAAUUUUGGGAAGAAAAUUGGACCAGUAGUGGAGGAGAUUGUAUCCAUCCAAAUAGCUGUGGAACCUUUUAUUGUUUUGUUCUCAACAUUUAUUUGGAGGGACUAUAAAACACGAGAACAGAUCUACAUACAUACUCAAAGACAAACAAAAAAUGGGUUCAUAGUAUCUGGUUUCGAUUUAUGAAUGAUCUUAGGAACAAAGACUUAUUGUCACAGUUCUUCCUCCAUACUGUCAGUAGUUCCAUACUCCCUGUCACUCUGUUUCACUCACCUA